Messenger RNA from Neurospora tetraspora, 2136 nucleotides. Its product is annotated as checkpoint kinase. The coding region runs from base 1 to 2136 and encodes 711 amino acids. The transcript has 7 exons. The record is from RefSeq and is a predicted model, not a curated record. Gene Ontology annotation, biological process: protein phosphorylation; mitotic DNA damage checkpoint signaling. Gene Ontology annotation, cellular component: nucleus; cytoplasm. NCBI's taxonomy places the organism in Eukaryota, Fungi, Ascomycota, Sordariomycetes, Sordariales, Sordariaceae. Gene Ontology annotation, molecular function: protein binding; protein serine/threonine kinase activity; ATP binding.
AUGGACAACGGCGGCGACGAUGACGUUAUAGCUUACAUCUACCCGGCGGGAUACGAAGGGGCAAAAGAUACUAUCGACGAGAAUAAGGAGAACCCGGGCUACCGUCCUCCAAGAUACUGUCGCCCGGAGGUGCCGAAAUACGCUUCGGCGGCAGUCCACUCGGGACCACCCAAUAUAUUCAACAGGCUCGACCGAGAGCCGACGGAGGAAGCGGAGGAGCGCGACCCUCUUGAAUUAGAGGCUUGUAUUAGGACUCGCGUUGGCUUGAGGUGUGGACGGAGCGAGGAUGCUGAGCUCCGUCUCACGCCCCUCAAGGGCGUUAGCUUCUACCACUUCGCUCUCACAUUCAAUCAGGAUUACUGUCUCGACCUGGGUUCUACGCGCGGCACCACGGUCGUGUAUGAAGGGGUGGAGCGCGGUCGGUGGUCCUCGUUCCGCUGGAUCGUUGGAGGGAGCGACUUUCUAAAGGACAAAAGCCCUAUCAUCGUCAAGGUAUCUCCGUCCCUACAGUUCCAGCUCGUCGUGCCACAGCACGACGUUCAAUCCAGGUCCUACAGGGACAAGGUCGACAGAUUCCUCGCCGGGACGGCGGACGCCGAUCCUCUCCUCGACCUUGACCAAAUCGGCAUUUUGAGCCGGCGUGGGACCGAAGUCCCCUCCGGCGUGCAGACGCCGGCUUUAAAACCUACCGCGCCUGUAACGUUGGAGAAGGAGCUUGGCCGAGGGAGUUUCGCGGUUGUCUAUCGCGUUUGGAACGUCAGCACCGGAGAGCAGUACGCGCUCAAGAGACCAGUUAACAGGUCGUUCGACGCCGCUGCGUGGGAAAGAGAAGCCCUCAUCCUACGUCGGAUCGACCACAGGCACAUCGUUUCCUUGCUAAACUACAGUCCGGGGCCGACGCCGUGUUUGCACCUCGAAUACGUGCCCGACGAAUCUGUUGGCGACCACCUCCAAGCCGGCCGUGGCUUCUCCCGCUACGAAUGCAAGCAGAUCCUCGCGCAGACGCUGGAAGCUCUCGCCUACCUCCAUACGCUCGACCCGCAGAUCGUGCACAGAGACGUCAAGCCGACCAAUAUCCUGGUCAUGUAUCGCCGCCCCGACGCCAUCUUUGUCAAGUUCGCAGACUUUGGUCUAUCCCGCGAGGGAGACGUCCUCAAGACCAUUUGCGGCACCUGCCUCUAUUUGGCACCCGAGGUCUACGAAGCAAGUGCUACUAUUAUGCGAGACGAAGGGGCGGCUUAUACGGCCCUUGUCGACGUGUGGUCGCUGGGCGUCGUGCUUGCUGAGCUCGUGUGUGGACUUCCACAAUACGGCAGGCGGGGAGUGGAGUGGUGCAAUCGUGUCCGCCUGUGGGUGAAAAGAAUGAGUGGGCUACAGGUACAGGGAGAUGACCUACUGUCAUUCCUCCUGGACUCGAUGCUCUGUCUACGGCCCGACGCCCGAAAGACGGCCACGGACUGCCUCAAUAAUACCUUACUCUUACUCAACCAUACCGAUGAAGAAAGCAAUGGUGCAGUAAGUAAUAGCUACAGCCCGGACAAUUCCGAGAAUGAGGCGUCCACGAUCCGUCUGGGUGAGGCCCGGAAGGCCGACAGCGAAACCACGGAGCCGAAAACGGGCGAUCCAGGACUCAGGGACUCGACGCUGGAAAGAGACAUUAUCAGCAAUCCUGGACGACAUGUCCGUUCCACGAACGCCCCGUCCCCCAAGGCGACCACAGUACAUAUCGAGCAGCUCCUUUCCAAGCUUGAAAAUCCCGAGGACAACCUCUUCAAUAGGUCCAGCUUUGGCUAUGGCUCGGACGGAGGCUGCAGCGACAGCGGAGGGUCUAGCUCGGCUUCGACAAUCACAACCAAGCCGCAGGACGGAGAAGUCCAAGGGUCGCCCAGGUCCGUCUUGGGGCUUGCAGCGCCUCCCGAAAUACAUCUGGAGGCUACGCCACCCUCCGAUGCUGUCAAGGAUAUGGGGGAUAGAGCGGAGGUGGCGGAGAGGACAGACACACGCAGAGGCAAUGAGGCUGAUGCCGCGCCCUCCUUUAAGAGACCGAGGACUACCAGUACAAGAGGUACUGUGCAUCUUGGCGGCUGUGAGGACUGGAGCUGUGUAGCAAGAACCUGGGUUCGAUGUACUGGGUAA